GAAUAACAAUACUUAACGCAUAAUUUCACCUAUGAUACACUUACGACAUCUGACAAUGGCUGGGAUAAUUAGAAAAGGGGUAAAAAUACAGAGACCACGAAAGACGAAGGAUCGACCGAUAAGCGUUGUGUGCAGAGGCGCCCUCGAUACGAGAGAAAGAGAAAACGAAAGGGGGAAAAAAAUCGACCGAUGGAAUUCCGCUCGAUGAGGGUGCACAGGGUAGUUCUGAUUCGGUACGGCACUGCGGCAUGCGCAAUGUACGUAGACUCGGAAGGGUGGUGGUUCGAGAGGUUGAUCGUCGUUGCCGCGGUUGGACAGAGGGGGCUACUGGAGCAGAUAUAUCCUCGUGGCGAUGGAGGGGUGUUGCGGAGAAGGGUAAAUGCGAUGGAGGUUCGUUGAGAGGCGCGGGAGGGAGAGAAGCGGGAGGAGGGAGGUAGGUUAGUAGCGAAGGUACACGUUGUGCCAGCCGGCAGUAACGAGAGCCGUGCUUGCCACGGCCCACACGGCGACGUGUGCGUGUGCGUGUGCGUGGGUCAGCCUUGCCCCACAUUCAGACAGUAGUCGCGCGUCUUUCGGCGAGGUCGAGCCGGCGCGGCGUUUCCGUCGAGUGUAGCGUCGAGAGAGACGCCGGGGAUGCUAGUAGCGAGGAAGUGCCGGCGUCGAGCAGCGUCCUCCCGCCGGUUACUCGCGCGACGGCGCUCCGAGAACGCCGGCAAGGCUUCCGAGUGAACGAACGGCGACCUUCUUUCGCGGCUUACACACCGGCCGACAGCGUUUUUCUGUUUUCCUGCCUUACUAGUCGUCGUGUGCUACACCAUCGAGAGAGGGUCGGUGCGCGUGGCCCAAGUAAUCGUCCAGUGCGUGCGUGCUCGCGUGCCUGUCUGCCUCUCGCCUGCUAGCUUGGCUGCGUGCACGCGCGCGCGCGUGCUUCCAUCUAUUCGCGUGUAGUAGGAAAAACGGACCGAGGUAGAACGCGAGGUGAAACGAGAGAUGUAAGUCGUUGCUCGGUAGUCGGGGAACAGGCUCCCUUGCUCGGCCGGUUUUCGAUUGCCUCGCGAGAUCGUCUGGUGCGCGCGAGUGUGAUUCCGUACUCGAGACUCGUGAAAUUCGAUUUACAUGGAAUCGUGCUGCUUUAGGCGGCGUGAUCAACGAGGAAAAGUGUCUUAUAUCGGCGGAAGGUGCAGCACACGUUGGAGACUGAACGAGUUAAGAGCUCGGGGAGAAACUCGGUACCGAGGGAAGGAACAGGGAUGAAUAAUUUAAACGAACGAAUGGGAACAGUCUGACAUAUCGAUUAAAAGAAGGGAGAGAAGAAUAGAGAAGGUUUUAGAGAACGAAGAGUGGCUCGUCGAUGGAAUCACGAUAGCUAACGCGAGAUUAAAGAUACCACUUAUAUAUGUGUAUAUGGAAAUAUAUGAAUAUAUGAUAAUUAAUUAUUAAAAAGAAAAAUCUACUAAUAUAUUAAACGUAUAUGUCUCUGGAGAAAAAAAAGAGUUAUUAUUCGAAUCUAUUGUUUUAUCUACUCGUUCGAGGUUUACACGUUGUCCGAUAAGAAUAUCUAUGUUAAGCCUAAUGGUGCGCGCGGGAACACGCGCGUAAGUAUCAGCGAGAAACGCAUGAACGAGAUCGAAUUAAGGGAGAGAAGAACGACCAAAACGAAUGUUGUCAAUUAAUAUUGUAUAUUAUUCAGAUCACUUCCGGAGUUUACGAUUUCGCCUAGUUCAAUUACUAACUACCUUUACGCGCCGUUCCCUCUGUAGCCGUUCUUCGAAUUCUACCUCCAGCUUAAGAAUAAUUUAAGAGAAACUGAAAGAGUCGACAACGAAGGCGAAGAAGAAGAAGAAGAAGAAGAAAGAAAAAAAGAGAAAAUUGAAGAAACAAGAGGAAUAAAUGAAAAAAGAAGUAGAGAAAGAGUAAGAGGCAAGAAGGAGUGGAGAGAAGAAACAGAGAGAAGGGUAAAACGGCCUACAAAUGUAUUUAGAUUUAGUGCGCGUCACGGGUCCUCGACCGGACCCUUCCCAAUGGUUGUACCUGGUUUAAUCUGCAGUUAAGACUUCACCCGUUCAUAACGGAAGCUACGUUCGGUUUCCGUAUCAUUACGAAGAUAGCGGCAGCGGCAUGAAUGCACGAGACUGGUUACGAAGUGCCAUUUGCAGAGUGCCGCGCGAUCUCGUAUGGUUCGUCAAGAUCGCGCCCAAUAAUUAUCAAACUUUGUGUAUGCAGCUAUAGUGUAAUAGAAAAAACAAAGGGACGAGUUGAUUGGAGGACAGAAAACAGAGAGACAGAGUGACAAUAUAUAAUAUAUAUAUUACGCGUAACGUAGCAAGUGAACGAAUCAUAGUGUACAGUUUGAUCGACGUGUGUAAAGUGAACAGUAGGAGGCAAAAAGUACAAGUAAAGAAAGAAACGGAAAAGGACAAUCAACAUGGGAAUCGAUAACAGUGCAUCGAAUUACCGUAGUUCGAUCAUGUCGAAAGUCUGCGCUAGAUGCAUUGAAGUGUCGAUCAUGUUCCUUUUCGGGCCACAGGCAACGCUGUAAUUCUGUUUUCAUUCGAGUCGCACAGUAUGCAUGAUGAAUCGCCUCAGGGAUCAUCGACAGCCUAAAUAUCAUACUUGGAGGUUCGUCGAAACAUAGAAGACACGAGGUCGACUCGACGUAUUGCGUCAUAAAAACGCAAACUUAGAUGAAAAUGGAUUCGACGAAGCUGGGUGGGCCAGCCCCAACCAGCCCAAGGGCACACUCGCCAGCCCUACCGGCCUACAGCAGUACCACCACGGAUGGCAACAUCGAUUACAUAAUCGGAGACUAUAUGGAGAGACUCGGCACGAGGUUGAAUACAUUGGAGAAUGAGCUGAGGUACGCCUGGAGGGCGUUAGACCUGCUCAGUCAGGAAUACAUCAAGAUGUGGGAGAGGCUAGAGAAGUUAGAGGGCCUCUUAUACGAACAACAAACGGUGAUCAGUCAAUUGAUCGAAUUCUACGCGAGCGGUGGCACUCACGAGACUGCCAACGUGGUGGUGGAGGAGACAUUAGCCAAUCAACAGAGCACCGUUGGCGAGUUGGACGCGAUCGCGAAGAGCAUAGGCGCCACCAUGGGUAUAGAGGAGACGAACGCGAUAAGAGAGAAAUUAGCCCAGCAGGAGAUCGCGAGAAUGCACGGACUCACGCAGGACAGCUCAACCGCUGCCGCGGUAGUUACCGACAUGCAUAGAAACGUGAGGAACCUGGACACUCUGGAGACUCUCGCGGAAGAGAGUAACAUUCCAGACGAGGCGUUCUACAGAAGCUUGAACAACGCGUACAGGGAGGAUUUAAUUUGCGGCGACACGUCCAGACCAACGUCGCAACUGGGUAUGAUCUGGGAGGAGGCGGAGGAUGAGGAUGUGAAUGGAAAGAAAGAGGCGGAGUCGAACAUGUUCGACAAAGCUAUGACCAAAGAGAAGGAACUCGAGGAAUUGACUACGAAACCAACGAAGGAAGAAAUUCAGGAAUCAGUGACGAAAAAGGAAGACGAAGCGGACGAGGACGAGGGCGAAGUGUUUAGUGCAGCUGAUUACAAAAGUUAUCGUGGCAAUACGCCUUGUGUCAGCGAACAAGAUUUGGCCCAGCUCUCUAGACUCAGUUCCAUCGACCAAGUCGCUCUGGAAAAAUUACACGAACUGGACAGGUUGACCAAUAAAUUACAAAAGGACUCUCAGAACUUGAUAGAGUUACAGUCGAAGUUAAUGGACUCUCCGAAACGACAAUAUAGUUCCGAAGCUGAAGCUAAAUUGGCGGAAGAAGCGAGUAGUAUAGACGAGCAGCUAAGAAAGAUUUACGCCGAAACCGAUGUCGAUAGUUGGACCUUCUCGAAAAGUCCUGGAUCGACCGGUCGAUCGAUCUCCAGAGUGAGCACAGAUAGUGGUCUAGCCACUGACGGUGACUUCACAACCCGAUCAAUUUCGCCAAGACUUACGUCCACGUCCAGAACGAACUUAGAUUCCAUUUCGAGUACUUACACUCCACCCAGGCUAGGUAGCUACGCAACAGCUGUACGGGAAAAGAGUCCAGAGCCAGUGAUCCAAUUGCCUAUUGACGUCGGUAGCUUCGCCAAAGGCUACGCGGAGAACAAAGAACUGACCGAUCUUAUGGCCGAAAGCUUCGCGGCUGUCACCUGCGCCUCUCCCACCAUUUACAGCACCACUGCUGACAAAAUCCCAUCUCCUACUCACUCUGCGGGAAGCGUCCAUAGUGUCCAUAGCGUCCACAGUGUGCAGAGUCUUCGAACCAGGCAGGACGGUUACUUCGGUAGCACUGCUCGACUGAAUUUGGAAUUCCAGGAAAGUAGAACUCCUCCAAGUCCGUCACCCAGCUCGCCGCCUCCGCCAGCUCCUCGAGACUCAACCGAGCCUUUCCUGAUGCCAGGACCUGAUCAGAGAGAAGCUGAAACAAAACGACCUCAGAGUCCUACGUUUUUGAGGAGCACGGAGAAACUGGUUUCCCUGGAACAAGGUCGCCUAAGUCCACGAACUCCUCACUCGCCUAAGUCGCCACGAGUCUCGCCUAAGCACACAGCCAAGCCAAGCGUGGCCAACAUCGUUGCAGCCAAGUCUGAUUCCGGCCUAUCUUCAAUGAGUGGGUGGAGCAGCCUGGACAAGUCGCCGAGCUCGCCAAAAAGUUCAAUCACCAAGAUGCUCACUUCGUAUUCGGUAGAUCAUCCCAGAUCAACUUUAAUCCCAAGUACAACGACGGUCAGAUCUGCCAGUCCAAUUCCACCUCUUCCGGAAACCACAACCUCGGUCAUUACGCAGGAACCGCUGUACGAUACGCCGGAAGGAAGAGACGCUUUCACGAGUACUACCACCGCCACUUAUACCGUUACGAGCCACUCUUACACCGCAGCCAUGAAUCAUUUGUCAGGCUACACGUCGAUAAAGACACCGACCACCAAAGAGGAGUACAGUUUUGUACCUCCUCCAGCACCCAUCGCGACCACUUGUCAGAGUCCAAAGAAACGAGGUCGCCAGCAAACUUUACAGCAUACUUACGACACCGUACCGCCUGGAACCACGAUCGACUAUGUGUAUAGGUCUGAGCAACCUGCCAUUUAUUCCGUAGCUGGGAGCAAUCGACAACAGGCCAUCACGAGCGUCUAUACCAGCAGCGCUGGGGGCUAUGGUCCGAAAACUACGACCACUGCUUACUAUCCAGAUGCAAUGGACCAGUAUAACAGCUACCAGGAUAAUUAUAGUGCUGUUCAAUAUACGGAAUCGGCCGCUGUAGGAGGUCACCUGAAGAAACCUUCACGAGGCAGCGCGUACACUGACGGAAUGACAAACCACGAAGGGUACAAAGCCGCCAUGUAUCGCACAAUGUUCCCCACGGGGAAUAUCACGGACGCACUAUCUUAUUAUCCGACUAGCGCGAAUCUGCCGCGAACGGAAACGAACGAGACUUCGUGGCUAAAUUCGAUGGAAGACCAGAUACCUCACGAUUCGACGUCCUCCAGCAUCAGAUCGCUAACAUCGGACGGUAGCUAUGCCCAAAGCCCGUACACCGAUAGAAGAUAUCCUCAGCCACCGACGUAUCAGGCACAUCAGUAUCAUCACACGUAUGCGAAUCAGAACUAUCCACAAGCUUAUCAGCAACAGUACCAGCCAUACAGUCAAAGGUUGAGUAGUUCCGAAAGCGCACAACUUACGGAUGGAUAUCAGAGACAACGGCAAAGAGAACAUCAAUACAUUCAGGACCACGAAACAGGAAGAAUGCCUAUUGAUCAAACGCAACAUCAGCAAGAAUAUUACGAUGCUUCGAGCGUGAUAGUAUCUCAAUCAGGGUAUAUUAGUAUUGCGUCGAAUUUGAAGGACCACGAGAUAGAAAAUGCGAAAGCUGGCAAGAAGAUGAAACGCGGUUCGUCCUUAAAAAAUGCGAUGAGCUCCAUGAGCAAUUGGUUACCUGAUUUACACUUGAGCAAGCGACACAGGAGUCACUCGUUACCUGGUGGAGUAAGGAGGGAAGAUUUGGAUAUGUCGCAGGAACAACAGCAGAGGCUUCCGCAGGAAGCAGGUAUUGCAAGAGGUCGUGGAAGAGGCCAGGCAGCCAGGAAGAAGAAGAAACACACUUUAGUGUCCACCGUAUCCGGAAUUCUUCAGAAGGCCAAAAGACGAAAUCAUCAAUCUCAAUCUUUAUCGGAUCCUGAACAGUCCGAAACCGAAUGGAGUAGUGGUAGACAGAGUGGCCUGUCAGAAGACGAAGACAGCGUGAUGUCGGACGUAAAUCAAGAACCUCCAUUCUUUGCCAAGGUAAAGACAACUAGCACGAAACGUAAACAGGUGCCCCAACCAGUUCCUCAGCAACAGCAACCGACAACUCAGCCAUUACCUCUGCAACAGAAAGAAUAUAUACAACAACAACAACAGCAACAGCAAGCUCUCCAACAGCAAAUUCAACAGCAUCAGGAGCAGUUACAACAGCAAGCUCUUCAAGACGCUUGGGCCAAAGAGAAAGAUCAAAAGAAGGAUGUGGAUCACGAACUUCCUGAACAGAUCAGUGGCUUCGAAGAAGAAACAUCUGGGAAGAGCACAGGUUCUGGUUCUGGCGGUUCAUCGAUAUUUCAAACUGUCGGGGACAUCAAACGAUCCGCUGGUAGCUCCGACGAAGCUCCCAACGAAAAGGCUCCGAAACUUCCUCCUGUGACUCUGAUGGGUGGUGCAAGUAUGGAAUUUGCGGUGUCUAGAGCAUUAGGCAAGUAUCGUCAGAGACAAUCCUCCACAGUCUCCGAUGAACAGCCUCCCAGUGAAGAGGGCAGCACCGAGAAGAAGUCCGACGAAGGUACCGUCCAAACUCUGGAAACAAGCUUUGAAUACCCGGAAGAUAUGUCGGAAAAAAGCGAGAGGAGCGAGAAAUCUAGCAGCACCAGGCUUCCCGAAUUGGUAACCAGCAUAUCGGAGGAGGCUCCACCGUCGGAAGGAAGCCCAUCCGCGUCAAGCACGAAGGGUCAAACGCCAGGCAGUCGAUUCCUGCCGCGGCAUCAGCAGUCGCUCGAAAUUCCAUGGACCGGUUCAAGACCGGGUGAAUUGGACGAGGAUAACCGAAGCACGCAUUCCUAUCGAAGUACGUCGAGGGUCUCAUCCAGGCGGCAAAGUACGGAGGACUCGAUCGACUCCGAGGACGAGUGGUACCGGUACGAGUUGAGGAAGCUCGAGGAACUUGAGAGGCAAUCGCAGAUAGAGGUAGAGAUGGGCGAGGUGCUGGUAGAGGAACCGGAGGAGACUGAUCAGUACCAACCAGACGAAACGGUAAAGGAGAAGAUGUCUUUCGUCCUGAGAGAACUGAAGAUGAAGGCUGGCACUAUAUCGAAAGAGCAGGCGAAGGAGGAUAAAGAAGAGCUACGAACGAGUAAGAUUAACGGAACGAUGGCGAAGGAUCGUCGAAUGGAGGAACGAGACAGGUAUCGAGACGAGAAACCUAUUCCAAAGCGAAAAUCUGCGGAGAGUAUCGAAGCGGUGUUUGCGAGGGUGACCGAUUAUCAUACUUGGGCGCACGAAGAGGAGGUUAAGAAAGAGAAACUGUCCUCUGCUAUGGAAGAAGGUUCCUCUGGAGAAACUUCCGGUCCUGAUAGUCCCGUCCAAUCGAUGGACGAGGAGGAAGAAGAGGAAUUGCCGAAGGACGUCGACGAACAACCGUCGAGACGCAGUUCGAGCGGCUCGACUUUUCGACACGGCGAAAAAAUCCAUCCUGGCUCUGAACCAAUCUCUCGAGAAGGUAGCGUAAGUGUACCGCCUAGCGAGGUGUCUGUCAGCAUCCCGGGUGCUUGGGAUUCAGAGAGCACUGUCCUUGAAGGCCUCGAGCGCGAUGGAGCCGGUAGUGCAGAAACGGCUACCACGGCGACCUUGAGCCUGCCGAAAAUCAAAAUUGAUUCCUCGUCGUGCGGUAGCUCGGAUGCGACGUUAAAAGAGGGCCAGGUGAGUCCUGGUCCACCUGGAUCAAAAUGGAAGUUGCUGAAAGCGUUGAAGGAACGAAAGGCAGAGGAGAAACUGAAGGAAGUCGAGGAUUCCAAGGAGACCACCAUUUCUCAGGGACCCACAGCAAACGGCAGUGGACCUGGUGGCGAAUCCGGUGGAAGAGGCAACGGGCAUCCAGGAGACAAUCCAUUCUACAGCAAUAUCGACAGCAUGCCGGAUAUUCGACCGCGCCGAAAGUCGGUGCCAUUGGUCUCCGAGCUGACAAUGGCGGCGACCAAGAGGAACGCGGCGGGUCUGACGUCGGCGGUGCCCAGAGCCACGUUAAACGACGAGGAGCUGAAGAUGCACGUGUACAAGAAAACGCUGCAAGCGAUGAUCUACCCGAUCUCUUCGACGACGCCGCACAAAUUCGUCACCUGGACGGCCACAUCGCCGACCUAUUGCUACGAGUGCGAGGGUCUCCUCUGGGGUAUCGCACGACAGGGGGUGCGGUGUACCGAAUGCGGUGUCAAGUGCCACGAAAAGUGCAAGGACCUGCUAAACGCCGACUGCUUGCAAAGAGCGGCUGAGAAGAGUUCGAAGCAUGGCGCCGAGGAUAAGGCGAACAGCAUCAUCACAGCCAUGAAGGAGAGGAUGCAGCAGAGGGAACGAGAAAAGCCAGAGAUCUUCGAGCUGAUCCGCACGACGUUUUCAGUCGACCCGGACACGCACAUAGACAGCCUCGAGCAGGCCGAACAGAUCGUCCUUGAGGGUACCAGCAAGUGGUCCUGCAAGAUCGCCAUCACAGUGAUCUGCGCCCAAGGUCUGAUCGCAAAAGACAAGAGCGGUACAUCUGAUCCGUACGUGACUGUCCAAGUCGGUAAAGUGAAGAAACGAACCAGGACCAUGCCGAGGGAAUUGAAUCCAGUUUGGCACGAGAAGUUUUACUUCGAAUGCCACAACUCGUCUGACCGAAUAAAAGUGAGAGUAUGGGACGAGGACAACGACUUGAAAUCCAAGCUACGGCAAAAGUUGACAAGGGAGAGCGACGAUUUCCUUGGACAAACGAUCAUCGAGGUGCGUACGCUGAGCGGCGAGAUGGAUGUGUGGUAUAACCUAGAGAAGAGAACGGAUAAGAGCGCUGUAUCCGGCGCGAUCAGGCUGCACAUCAGCGUUGAGAUCAAAGGCGAGGAGAAGGUCGCCCCUUACCACGUGCAGUACACCUGCCUACACGAGAACCUCUUCCAUAGCUUAUGCGAAAAGAACGACGGCGUGGUGGCUCUACCUCAAGCGAAAGGAGACGAUGCCUGGAAGGUGUAUUUCGAUCCACCUGGAGAAGAGCUCGUCGAUGAAUUCGCGAUGAGAUACGGCAUCGAGAGCAUCUAUCAAGCAAUGACGCAUUUUCACUGCCUCUCCACGAAAUACCUGUGCCCGGGUGUACCAGCGGUAAUGUCCACCCUGCUGGCGAACAUAAACGCAUAUUACGCUCAUACGAGCGCGAGUUCCGCUGUUUCGGCCAGUGACAGAUUCGCCGCCAGCAAUUUCGGGAAAGAGAAAUUCGUGAAAUUACUGGAUCAACUGCACAACUCGCUGCGAAUCGAUCUGUCAAUGUACCGAAAUAACUUCCCGGCCUCGAGCCAGGAGAAGCUGAUGGACUUGAAGAGCACGGUCGACCUGUUGACGAGCAUCACGUUCUUCAGAAUGAAGGUUUUGGAGUUGUCCAGCCCUCCACGAGCGAGCACCGUGGUGAAAGAUUGCGUGAAAGCGUGUCUUCGUUCGACCUAUCAGUUUCUUUUUGAAAAUUGUUACGAUAUCUACAACAGAGAAUUCCAAGUGGAUCCAAGCGAGGCGAAGAGAGACGCCGAGGAUCAUGGACCUCGCCUGGAAUCGUUGGACUUCUGGCAUAAGCUGAUCGCGCUGAUCGUUUCGGUGAUCGACGAAGAUAAGAACAGUUAUGCCCCUGUCCUGAACCAAUUCCCUCAGGAAUUGAAUAUCGGUCAACUGUCGGCGGCCACCAUGUGGUCUCUGUUCGCGGUGGACAUGAAGUACGCGUUAGAAGAGCACGAACAACACAGACUGUGCAAGUCCUCGGCCUAUAUGAACCUUCACUUUAAGGUCAAGUGGUUGCACACCAAUUACGUGAAGGACGUACCGCCGUAUAAGGGCGCGGUGCCCGAAUAUCCUGCGUGGUUCGAACCGUUUGUUAUGCAGUGGCUAAACGAGAACGAUGACGUCUCACUGGAAUAUCUCCAUGGUGCCUUCAGCAGAGACAAGAAGGACGGAUUCCAAAAGAGCAGCGAACACGCGCUGUUCAGCGUCUCCGUCGUCGACGUCUUCACACAAUUAACCCAGUGCUUCGACGUGGUCUCCAAGCUGGAAUGUCCUGAUCCGGAGAUCUGGAAGAGAUACAUGAAGAGGUUCGCGAAAACCAUCGUGAAAGUGUUAGUCGCCUAUGCAGAUAUCGUGAAGAAGGAAUUCCCAAGUCACCUGAAGGAAGAAAGAAUCGCUUGCAUUCUCAUGAACAAUAUUCAGCAACUUCGAGUACAAUUAGAGAAGAUGUUCGAGUCGAUGGGUGGAGAAAAAUUGGAAGAGGACGCGGCGAACAUUCUGAAAGAACUUCAACAGCAACUGAACGGAGCACUCGACGAUCUAGCCAUGCUCUUUGCAAAGAGUUUGGAACCAAGGAUAACAGCUUCGGUGAAAGAGUUAGGCGAUUUAUUGCUAGCCAUUAAAGGAGGUGGACAGGUGCAACCUGCUCAAAGAAAUAACGUAGCUGUGGAAGCUGAUGAAGUGUUGCGUCCUUUGAUGGAUCUUCUCGAUGGAAGUUUGUCGUUGUAUGCUGAAUCUUGUGAAAAGACUGUGCUGAAGAGGCUGCUGAAAGAAUUGUGGAAGAUCGUCAUGAGGAUUUUAGAGAAGACGGUGGUGUUGCCACCUAUGUCGGAUAAGAGCAUGAUGUUCAAGAAUCUGACGGAUAAUGCGAAGAACUUAGCCGCGAAUGCGAAGAUAGAAGACAUGUCGAAACUGUUCAAGAACCACAUGGUUGGUAAACCGGAUGUGAAAAACGCACUGAGCGGUGUAAUGGAUAUUUCUAAAGAAGUAGAGAAGAAUCUUUCCCCGAAGCAGUGUGCGGUCCUCGAGGUCGCCCUCGAUACCAUCAAACAGUACUUCCACGCGGGUGGAAACGGUCUGAAGAAGACAUUCUUAGAGAAAUCGCCAGAAUUGCAGAGCUUACGAUACGCCUUGAGCUUGUAUACGCAAACAACAGACACCCUCAUCAAGACUUUUGUUACGUCUCAGGUGAACCAAGUGCCGCUGAACAAUGCGUCAAAGCUGCGUCAGCGUCAGCGUUCGAUGAGCAGCGAAAGAGGUGGUGACGAAGGGGAAGGAGCCGAGGGUAUGGAAAGCCUCGAGGAACCCCUUCGCCAGAGCAAGCCCUCUCUUCGUCGAGAGAGUCGACAAGUUCCAGAUACUGCCGGUACGGAGGAAGGCUCGGUCGGAGAAGUCAGUAUACAGGUGGAUCUUUUCACACAUCCUGGAACUGGCGAACAGAAGGUCACUGUCAAAGUUGUCGCUGCGAACGAUUUGAAGUGGCAGCUUGCUACGGGAAUGUUCAGACCGUACGUUGAAGUAAAUUUGAUCGGACCGCAUUUAACUGGAAAGAAGAGGAAGCAAUCGACAAAAUCAAAGAGCAAUAAUUGGUCGCCGCAAUUCAACGAGAGCUUUGACUUCAUGAUCGGCAAUGAGCAGCAGCAACUUGAUUUCUACGAGUUGCAUAUCUGCGUGAAGGACUACUGUUUCGCGAGAGAGGACAGGCUGGUCGGUGUGGCAGUAAUGCAGCUCAAGGACAUCGUCGAGGAAGGCUCGUGCGCCUGCUGGUUGUCGCUUGGUAAACGAAUCCAGAUGGACGAGACCGGCUGGACAAUCCUAAGGAUUCUUUCACAGAGGAACAACGACGAGAUCGCAAAAGAGUUCGUGAAACUGAAGAGUGAUAUCAGGCAGGAGACACCGUUACCGAACCCUACCUGAGGCUCAGGGUCACAGCAUUAAGCCACGACAGCGAAGCGAUGCGUCCUUCGAGUUUGGAAAGAGCUCGAAGGAGAGAAGGAGAGGGGCGUUGUCCAUAGGGGAAACCAUAGAAGCGUUCGGCCGUCGUUGUCGAGAAUGAAGUCUUUAAAAAGCAAACAAAACAAAAUAAUUCAGCAAAUAAGUAAAAGAAAAAAAAACGAGCAACACCGCGAGACACAUGCGAUAUCGAGAAUGCGUGAGACACAAAAUAAAAAUAAGAAACACACAUUGCAGCAAACACAUAAGCGAGAAAAAUCACCGAUAAGGACGAUCGGCCGAAUCCUUUUCGGUUCUAAUGCUAACGUCGGUCAAUGAGGGAACGAGAGACCUUGUCGUGCGACAUCAUUCUUCUCGCUUCCUUCGCAGUCAGCUUCCGGUCGAGCGUGUUCUUCUCUCUUUUUUACGAAUCACAGAGCUUUAGCCCCGUCCCCUAUAUAAACCGAAUGAGCCGAGAAUUAAAAAAAAAAAAAGAAGACAAAACCAAAAGAAAGAAAAAGAAAGAAGGUUUUCGAGUAAACAUGUUGAAAGUCAAGUCCCCGAAUCGAAACGUUCAUCCAGCUAGUAGAAGUCGGACAAAGAGAGUAGAAAAGAGGAAGGGUGAUUCCUCCUAUCUUUUCGGAAAAGCGAUAGAAAUGUAGAAAACAGGAUGAUGAUUGGUCAAGAAUAUGGGAAGAUAUACGGACAGAUUUUUCGUUCAAGUAAGUGCCAUAAAAAUGGAAAAUAUGAAACCUCAGGUAUCGAAGAGUGUUCUGAACAGACGCGACACGUAAAAACAGUGCUGCCAGUACGUAAUAUAUUUGGUAAAUAUUCGUAACGUAAGGAGAGGGAAGGAGUCGAAUUAGUCGUAGAUGAUACGUCCAGCGCGGUUAGACCUCGACGUGUACGGACUCCCAGAAGAAACGGAAGCAGCUUGACUGCAGCUAGAGGAAAAGGAAAACGAAGAAGAGCACGAAGAACGAUCGAAUCGGGGUCCGUGAUCGUUAGCACGUUGCAAAUAUAAAACGUGAAUCGGGAGUGUUUUUUUUUUUUCUUUUUUCAAAACUAAAAAAUACGAAUCGCGCUGUAAUGAGGAAAAUGUAAUACUACAUAUAAGAUAUAGACACUCGUGAGAGACGACGUUUUAGACCGUUUGUUCGGAAUGACGAGUUUACUUGUAGAUAUGUGAAACACAUUGUUGACGAAAAAAAGUUUUUCUAAAUAACAGUUUAACGUAGCAUUGCGUACGACCAAUAGGCGCGUCACGACGUUACUCGGGACGCGCCGUUAGUAAUAAAAUAGGCAUUGUAAUGUAAAGUACGUUCUUAUUGUAAGAAUUAACAAGAGAUCGUAAGAGUCUGAUUAUUGGUGGUGAACGUAUUACGAGGUCCGCUCGAAGACUUCGAUCAUUCCCCGUGAAUCAUCCUUUUGGGUCUCGCUUCGAAGACCUUUAAUACGACGUUUAAUACGAUGAAGAUGUUCACGUACACAAGAAGCCGAUAUUCCGUUCCAGUGAAGAAGAAAAGAAUAAAAAAAGAAAGAAUAACAAGAAGAGGAAGAAACAUACGAGUUAGGAUCCUUUCGUCCGCCUUCAAUUUUCAUUCUGCGUACAAUAUCGUGAAACAGAGAAUCCGGUUUUCGAUCUGUUCUAGCCAGAAACUACUAUUUCUACGAAUCGACAGCCUAACUUUUUCGAAAUUAAACUUUAUAUCGUGGUAGAUGUAUGGUAACUUAAAUAAUCAUGUAACUUCGACACUUUCCCCUUUCCACGAUCAUUGCUUUUUGUGUGAACGUGCAAAACCAAAUAUGUAAACGACGAGGUGGAACGCAAGCUUCGAAAAUAACGGACAUCGAUACUUCUUUGUCUAUUCGCUUAAAAAUAUCUCAUCGAUAUUACUCUUGUAUAUAGAUCAAACAUUGUCCACUCGUGGGAACAGUUGGUUAAGUUACGAAGAUCAGAGCCCGCGAUUCUCUAAUGCAAGACUUCCCCCACUAUAUAUGAAGAAUAAAAAGAAAAUGAAAAAUCGGGAAAAUCGAGGGCGGACGCGUUAAACGGUCCCUCAGUCUGCUACAAAACGGAAACGAUCCCCGCGGAAGACAUCCUAACGUUCUUCGUUUCGCAUCUAAUGUCGUUCGAAAACUCUGGAAACACUUGUUUAAGAACACAUGUCGCAGUUCUUGCACGAAGCUUCGAUCGGAUCUCCCGAGAAACCUACAUAUGGGAAUAAAAAGGCAAAGAAAAGUGGUCACUGUGAAACAAAAGAAAAAAAAAAGAAACAGAAGGAAGACGCAGAAGAUGGAAACUAUUAAUAACACAAAAAAAAAGAUGCACGCGACUUUAAAACUAAAUAAAUUUCAUUCUCUGACCUUCGCAGGUCAAACCAGUUAUACAAUUCCAGAGAUUACAUGAUUAUAUCCACAAGAAAAGUUUCUACUACGUAGUACGUCUAGAUAUACUUACGUAUUGUGUAUAGUAUAUAAAUGCUGAUGUAGCUGCGAGCGCGGGAUAUUCGUCUGAAGAGAAAGCCACCCGAGAAAAAAAAAAAAAAGGAAAAUUCGGCUAUCUUUACAAUUACAUAUUUACACCAGGCGCUUACCAUAUCCGGAUGAUGCGUCUACACGCGACACAGGUCAGGCGCAGAACCUUCGAAUAUAAUUCCGUUUAUUAACACGUUAUACAUAUACAUACAAGCGCAUAUCUUUCCAAAAUUACCUCUUACCACGUAACUUUACAUCAGAAAUACAAAUACGUUUCACGAUUGAAAGAGAAAAAAUAAUGGUUUAUCAUUCAUGAAUCGAUGCACCUCUGAAUCUCAUCACGAAAAAUCGUAGGACAAAAUAGAGUUUACGUGAUAAUUUUACCGUACAUAUUUCGUUUCAUAAAAGAACAGGUUUAGCACGUUACUCGUUGACGUGGUUAGAACGCGUAGAUUCAAAUGUGCCCGGAUCUGUGUAUCCGUGUCGAUCUAAACGACCCUCGACGAAAUGCUCCUCAUGCACAAAACGCGUUGCUGUUCGUCUCUUUUACAACGUUCGCGCUGUUUCAAUCCUGGUGUACCUUUAUUCAAAAACGAAUGUGAUGAGAAACGAUUUCGAGCUUGGAAACGAGCAUCGAAUGCGGAUGAAGAAACAGCAUGGCGUGAGUGAAAUAGAUGAAUAGAAAAUAGAAAAAACAACGUAUGAAGAAGAAAGAGAAAGACGUAAGGGGGGGAGAAAGUAGAAUUGAAAGAGAAAAACACGGAUCCGCGAUCUCGCCACCAUCUUCAUUUGUAAAAGUGUCUAUUUUCUCCGCUGCCUAAGUACUACAUACUAAUUAAUGAAAAAGGGCUGGCAAAUUCGGCAACCAGGCCAAGUCCGUCGACGAAAUGGGAACAACCUUUUGUGUGUUUCUUUCCGCUGGGAAAUUUCCGUGUCGGUCGACAAUUGCGCUUCGUGGACGGAAUUGACCGCCACUUUUUCCUCCUACUCUCCGCUUCGAUUAAUAUCUCGUAAGCUUAAUGAAAAAAAAAUAUCUCGUGUAUUCUGUGAUAAUUACCCCUUAAAAUACAUAUACAUACGUACACACUUGCACAUACUUACAUGUUCGUUUACAUUUACAGACAAAUAUAUUUACACUUACAAGCAUUACAUUUACACUUAUACCCGCACUUACACGUAUUACAUCAAGAAACAAACACGCGGGAUGCUCUGCAUUUCAAACAAGACACAAUACAGCAGUGCUUCUCUAAUUGGCCACAUAUUGGGAUUUCAACUGACCAGUUAUCGAAGGAAGUAUAUUUCAUAAAGAUUUUCUCUUCUUGAUUAAAUCCAAGUGAUGACUGAAGUAAGAUAUACUUGAUACAUUUGUUUGUUUUAAAUAUAUACAUAACAUCAGAGGCCACAAGGCCGGUUCCAAAAACUAAUGGGAAUAUUAACAGCUAGUUAACGAAACGAAAUUCUGGCCAGUUAUCGCUGUACUACUAUACAACACGCAUAAGACAUAUAUGUACCAUACGUACAUGUACUCUAUAUACACAAUACAACAUACAUACAUAUAUACAUAAUUACACAUACCAUGCACGUAAUACACCGAUCCCAAUAGUAACAGUAUUCUUCUCUUUUAAAAAACAUUUCGAUUCCUAUUCUCUAUACUCGUUAAACGUCCGAAGAGUCUCGUUGGUGUAUGAUAACGAAAGAUACCAUGGCAAUCGUCGCGAUAUUACAUAGAGAUUGUGACUAUCUGUCACCUGUCACAAUGUCUACGUGAACGAUCGGUAACAUAACGAGAACAAGAACACUAUGAUAUCGACACGAAAUAAAAUAGGGAACGCAAAAGUAUUCGUUGGAUAAUAAAUGAUAAAGGUAAGAGAACGAUUUCGACGAUCAACGAGGGAGCGGGAGACAACAAUUAGAUAUUUUACACGGUGCCGUUCGAUAGUGAUAUCUUCAUUGGAAUUCACGGGAACGGUAACACGUGAGCCAUGUUCGUUCUUAUGCCGUUCGCAAUCAUAGGAAAAAAACAAGCAAAUAUCGUUGUCACGACGUUUACUCUUUUUCUUUGUUCAGUAUAGUUUAACCUCAAAAAAGUACUGUGCAGAAGAUAAAUAAUGUUCGUAUCGCUGUUCGAGGAGAAGCAUUGACAUACGAAGGUUUACGCGACGCUGGCAAACUGAUCUGAAAUGAAUAAAAGUUUAACCCUGCUGGGACUCGCGCGCUGAAUUCAGUUUUCAAGUGCUUUAUCUUGGAUUCUACUCUCUUAAGAUAUCGAAUAUAAUUACGGUACUAAUACAUAAUUUGUAACAUUAAUAUCAUUCUAGUGUUAUAACAUUUACAUGCAUAUUGUUAUUAGAUUAUUAUAAUGUAAUGCGAUGCAUGCUGUGAGUGUUUAGAGAUGAGUGUUUAAUAAUAGAACUAGACUUUAGUCUAUGAAUUUCAUUACUUUGAAUAACUUUGAAUUCAAAAAAAAUAUAUAUAUAAAUAUGAAAGAAAAGAUGAAAAAAAGAUGAAAAGGAACAGUCCCUAAAGGGUUAAAAGAAACCAGUACUGAAGAAAAAAGUGGGAAACGGAAUGUAUUACUAUCCUUACAUAAUGAGAACGUAUACCCAUAGAUCACUUUAAUAUAUUACGAACGUUUAAACAUUUAUAUUUAUACAGUCGUGAAAAAGAUCCAAAACCCGUAAAUAUUUCUUCCUGUGAUUAAACGUCUCGUUGCACGGAUCGAUCCAUCAUUCUUUUCAUAGAACAUCUAAUCAAAAGAAAAAAGAUUGGGACGCGUAUAUUAUGGAACAAGGUCAAGUGUUCGUAGUUCUUGUUCGACGAGAGCGCGAGAUGUCACCGCGAACUUUUGCGUUCAGUAACUGACCAUGGAUGCAAAACCAAAAAAAAGAAAUCAUUCGAAAAAACUAGACUUCAGAUUGCUGUAUCGUGAGGACGUGUAGCAGAAGAAACCAUUUAACAAACGAAAGGGGAAAAGGAAAAAAAGAACAAAUAUAUACACAAUUGUUGACAAUACUAUGCUUGAAAAAUCGUACGGCGCGUAUAUAAUUGUACUUAACAAAUAUAUUUAAAAAAAAUGGCAGAAUGUUUGUGUUUCGUAAGUAAAGCAUAUUAAGGAAUAAAUUUGUAAUCAUGCGACAAGACGCAUUUGAAAAAAGAAAACAAUAAUGUGUACGGAACACGUAAUUCUGUGCGUACGUGCGGAUGACUGCGUGAUUAUUAGGUAUUAUAUCUCAACGAGUAAUGAGUACAUUUUCAUCAUCCCCGCAAAGAGUGUACCAUUGUUAUUAUCAAAAUUUUUAACGCAAAACCAAGCGAACGAUGAGGAAGAAGAGUUAUAAUUACGGCAUACCGUUGCGCAGCCUCUGAGUAUACAUAGGUGAACCUAAAAGCAAUUGUAUCAGAGUCAAACACGCACAUUCAACACAAGAAAAAGUAAUAAUACGUAUAAACCCAAAUCUUUAUUAAUAAACGUUUAUCUUUUGUUCAUUCACUCGCAUGAAGAGCUUAUUAUUCUUUGAACCAUUUGUAUAAUUGAAGUCUCUUUCAUCUAAGUAGCUCUGAACGUGUGUGCAUGAUUUUACAUUGCGAUUCUACUCUUGAAGAAUUUAUCUCUCUUGAUCGAUCGACGCACGCGACGCCAGCAUUGGCAGGUAUUUUUUCGAACUUGUUAUUUCAUCGAUUGAUUUUCGUCCACGUUUUUGUUCUAUUUAUUCAACAUUAUUAUUAAUUAUCUAAUAAUCCUAGCCGAGAUAAUUAUUAUCGCUAAUUCUAAUGAAAUUCAUCGUCGUUUCUUGCAGUACUUCUCCAAACAUACGUAUACAUACGUCAUCGAACAAUUUUGAAAUCACGCCGAUUUCAUCAUAUUUGUUCGACGUACAUACACACACGCAUACAUACAUUAUUGUCAUCCUUACUUCAUGUUCUUGUAAGAAAAAGAAGAUUAAGGAAAUGAUUAUGUUUUAUCAUUAAUAAUGUUUUUCAUCUCCAUUUUAGAGAAAUAGCACAAUACGUAAUGGCUUCUUUUUUCAAACUUCCAACAAUUAUCAAAGUUCUUAAAUUUUUCUAGUGCAAAUUACAAAAUAACGUGCAUCGUGAUUAGUUCGUAACAACAUAAGGGAUAAAAUUAUAUGUGCGAAAUUGGUUGUAAUCAUUUGUAUAUAAUGAUGAGUCAUUCUUAAACAAAUUUUACGAAAGAGGUAAUUUUGUUUGGCGACGUGUGCAAACGUUAACAAGAUUCGAUCGAUAAAUUAGGAAAUGUGUAUGACGUGAUAUAGUAUAAGCCAACGGAAGAAAGAAUUAUUAAGUGACAAUGCUAUUCAAGAAUUACGCGAACUAAAUGUCAAUACGAAAAAGAUUGUUACAGUGGUAUCUGUCGAUCAACUGAAGUAGUUAAAUGGAGUAUAAAAGUGCGAAUAAAAGGCAAACGAGGAAAGUUGACCAGAGUUUUAUCGUCGUUGAAUCAUUGUGCCACAUUCCAUAUCGUCGUAUUUUACGUGAAAGGUACAAUCGAAGUAACUUCAUUAUCACGAAUUAUUAGAUAAAAUUUAAGAUGUGACUCGAUGUUUUAUCACCAUAAUUACUGUACGAAAUUUACUGAAUACAGACCAUCGACAAUCUAGAGGACUCAUGUUUAAUUAAUAACAUCUAAUUUUGUCAAAUUUUAUUUCAAUCGAUGCUGCUUUUAUACGUCAGUGUUCAAUUGUACAGAAGUGUUCAAAUACAAUUGACGCAUGUCAGAGUAAAAUACAUAUAAAAUGCUUUGUUUGUGAAAUGACCUUAGUGAUCUCUCUUCUAGUAAAUACACAUUGUAAUAAUUUUCAUUAAAAAUUUCUACUUUCGAUACUAGCUAAUAUUAGGUAAGAACCAUAAUUUAUCAUUUCGUAAGUUUUAUUAGAGACCUCUGGAUUUUCGUCUGAUAGUUAGCGAAAUCAAUAAGAAAACAAUGCUCAUACAUCUAAUCGUUGUUGCUAUUGUUUUCAUCAUAUCUCUCUUUGCCACAAUCAUUAUCAUCGUUAUCACUGUAUAUUACGACAUGGAUCUUCAUAUUAUACGAAGCGUCCGUUUAUUGUCUCGGCUAUCUUUUUGUAAUUUAUAAUUUCUGCAUCAGCAAUAUGCUCAUAUGUAAAAUAUAACCGUAUAAACGCAAAAUAUAUUGCAUAUACAGUUGCACAUAUAUAUAUACAUAUAUAUCUAUAUAUACAUAUAAAUGGUUCAUAUGAAAUGCUUCAAGUUGUCAACAUCGAAAUUGCUAGGAAUAGCGCCAAAUUGAUUUCUGGCAUUUAAUGAUUUUAGAAAGAGAAAACGUAUCAUACAAGUAUACGUAUCAUAUACCUUAAAUAAUUUAGUAUCUAGAAAAAUUUUGCUGUUAUCCACACUAGUUCCAAAUGACUUGCAACAUUUUAUAUGCGUCAACCUAUGUAUAUAUGUAUAUGUAGUAUAACACUUGUACAUACAUAAUAUGUACACGGUCACGCUAUAAAUUCACAAUCUGAUGUUGCCUCGUGUUUCAGCAAAUUAGCAAAUAUCCGAUGACUUUGACAUAACUACGUGUCUUUAUGUAAUUUUCACAAAAUUCACUUACAAAACAUACAUACAUAUAAAUACAUCUUGUUGGGACGCGAAGCAUCAGCCAAAAUGAAGCAUUUUCUAAAUACACAGUUCGUUGAACUUAAAAAUUCUUAUGUUCUGGGUAUAUCAAUGGUCUUGUUAUUAUGUUCUGUCUGUUACAUGUAUACUUAUGCUUAUAUGUAUGCUAUGUAUACUUUCUCAUCACGUGUUAUUCUUUCAUAUUUUCUACUUUCAUUUGACAUAUGUAUAUUCUGUAUGGAGUUUUACAGUUCCCUGUUUAUUACAUGAAACGAAGGCUCAGUAUAGUAUCCGAACUGGAAAAUAUUCGGUUAGAAUGACAUUUGUUAGCGGUUUUUAAGAUCAUUGAAACCGAAAAUAAGGGUUAUUUUCCACAGAAAUAAACAUAUUUUUUAUUUUCAUACAGAAAACGGAAUGCGGUAAGCGGCAAAAUUGGCAUUUGGAGCAUUGGCAUUGAUGGCUGUGCCAUCAGUUGUUUUGUAAACCUACCUCUUAACGUCUUUAUAAAAUCAUCUUACGCGGAUUUAUGUUAAGAUCUUUGUCUGGCAAAUGUUCAUGAGUCCGAAUUUUCAAAAUCGUUAUUUCCGUGAAAAAUGACUCUCAUUUUCAGCUUUAGCGACGUAAAGUAUCCCCAAAAAGACGCUUUCAGAUUAAAAAUAUUGCAAUCCGGAUACUAUACUCUAUCCGAAAGGAAAUACUGUUAAAAGAAAGAAAUAGCACUUCAUAGAAUACCUGUUUUUCUUUUGUAAAUGUUAAUAAAGCUUAGUAUCUAAGACGCCGUUAUUUAUUGUACAUUGCGGAGGCGCAAUUUUUUUAGGCAAGAUUUUCCUUGUCAUGGUAUUUGUUCUGUAUGCAAAGUAAACAACCAUAAUAUACUUUAAUUAAUCUCUCAAGAGAGGAACCACUA
Bombus huntii is the source of this 20934-nucleotide messenger RNA. It is a transcript of the gene unc-13, whose product is annotated as protein unc-13 homolog B-like. The record is from RefSeq and is a predicted model, not a curated record. The transcript has 21 exons. NCBI's taxonomy places the organism in Eukaryota, Metazoa, Arthropoda, Insecta, Hymenoptera, Apidae. The coding region runs from base 2685 to 11948 and encodes 3087 amino acids. Gene Ontology annotation, biological process: synaptic vesicle priming; presynaptic dense core vesicle exocytosis; dense core granule priming. Gene Ontology annotation, cellular component: terminal bouton; plasma membrane; presynaptic membrane. Gene Ontology annotation, molecular function: phospholipid binding; diacylglycerol binding; calcium ion binding.